Hemiscyllium ocellatum (epaulette shark) is the source of this 2122-nucleotide messenger RNA. RefSeq names its product zinc finger protein 345-like. NCBI's taxonomy places the organism in Eukaryota, Metazoa, Chordata, Chondrichthyes, Orectolobiformes, Hemiscylliidae. Gene Ontology annotation, biological process: regulation of transcription by RNA polymerase II. Gene Ontology annotation, molecular function: RNA polymerase II cis-regulatory region sequence-specific DNA binding; DNA-binding transcription factor activity. The record is from RefSeq and is a predicted model, not a curated record. Bases 752 to 1804 code for a protein of 350 amino acids. The transcript has 2 exons.
UCGGACCAUGAGCUUCUCAAGCUGCAGCUCCUGAUCCUCUCUGAAUAAAGAUAGAGCUUUACCCAGACUGCACAUUCCUUCCUCUGUCCCAGAUCUAGCACAGUAGCGCCUCGACACACGAACAAACCCGUUCAUGUACAAAUCGGUUUACGAACAGGAGCGUACGUAAAAUCUUGCUUGAACGUACGUACGAAAUUCAAGGUACGAACACAAAAGCUCUCGGGCCCCGCGUGAUCUCAUUCAGUUCGUCUUUGGCGUGUGCGCUGUGAACAGCCGUCCAACCAUUCUUACGCUAUCCGAACAAUGGGAAAAGUUGAUUCAGUUCGCGAACUUUUCGGAUUAAGUUCAUAAGUCGAGGCGCUACUGUAUUUGAAAAUCUGAAGGCGGAAGUUUCAACAUCAACAGAUGAAGGGCUUAAGCCCGAAACGUUGACUCUCCUACUUCUCGGAUGCAGCCUCACCUGCUGUGCUUUUCCAGCGCCACACUUUUCAAUACUGACUCUCCAGUGUCUGCAGUCCUCACUUUGACGUCAAUGUCUGACAGUCACUCAAUCCAUUGGGACCGCAACGGUUUUCAUCUAUGAUUCUGUGAGAAGGAGCAAAGCUUUUUGGUUCCUGUCUAAGUACGUUUUCAGCAUCAGCGGGACUGGAUGAGAGAGCCUACCAUUGCAGUGCACUGAGUGUGGAGCCUAAAAUAACUAUACGGCCUGGAAAGAGGAAUUCACAGCAGGGAGUGGCUCCACACUUCGGCCAUGGAGAAACGCGAGGAAUCCCACCUCUUGGAGAAACCAUGGAAGUGUGGUGACUGCGGGAAAGGCUUCCGUUUCCCAUCUUCCCUGGAGAUUCAUCGGCGUAGUCACACCGGGCAGAGGCUAUUCACCUGCCCAGUCUGUGGGGAGGCCUUCAGAUAUUCCUCCACCCUGCUGACCCACCAGCGGAUCCACACGCGGGAGACGCCCUACAGCUGCCCCGAGUGCGGGAAGGCCUUUACCCAGGUCUCUGGACUGCAAAACCACCAGUGGGUCCACACAGGGGAGAGGUCCUUCAGCUGUCCCGAGUGCAGGAAGGGCUUCAGCAAUUCCUCCUCUCUGCUGAGGCACCAGCGGGCCCACACUGGGGAGAGGCCCUUCAGCUGCCCCGAGUGCAGGAAGGCCUUUAUCCAGGUCUCUGGACUGCUAAACCACCAGUGUGUCCACACGGGGGAGAGGCCGUUCAGGUGCCCAGAGUGCAGGAAGGCCUUCAGCAAUUCCUCCGCUCUGCUGAGGCACCAGCGGAUCCACACGGGGGAGAGGCCAUUCAGCUGCCCCGAGUGCAGGAAGGCCUUCAGCAAUUCCUCUUCCCUGCUGAGCCACCAGCGGGUCCACACGGGGGAGAGGCCCUUCAGCUGCCUCGAGUGCGGGAAGGCCUUCAGCAAUUCCCCCAACCUGCUGAGGCACCAGCGGGUCCACACAGGGGAGAGGCCCUUCAGCUGCCCCGAGUGCAGGAAGGCCUUCAGCAAUUCCUCCGCCUUGCUGAACCACCAGCGGGUCCACACAGGAGAGAGGCCCUUCAGCUGCCCCGAGUGCAGGAAGGCCUUCAGCAAUUCCUCCGCCCUGCUGACUCACUGGAGGGUCCACACGGGGGAGAGGCCCUUCAGCUGUCCCGAGUGCGGGAAGGCCUUCAGCAAUUCCUCCGACAGGCUGACCCACCAGCGGGUCCACACUGGUGAGAGGCCAUUCCCCUGCCCCAAGUGUGGGAAGGCCUUCAUCAGCUCCUCCCACCUCCGGAGGCACCAGCGAGUUCACAUACCAUCGCAGGGGGAUUGAAGGAGUGAAGGCUGAAAGUCCAGUGAAUAAUGACAAUCAGCCCAGCUCCCGGGACUCCCGGGUUUGAAUCCCGCUGCAGCAGAUGGCGCUAUACAGGGUAUGGGUUGAAAUUGCUGAGUGAGGCAAUGCUUCCUCCGGGUUCCGGCUGUACCAAGGAUCCAAUUAGAAAGGGACAUCUCGAUGCUGACCAAUAGUGAAGACAGUGAGGUUGGGUGGGCGUAUAAGCGUGAGUGAGUGUGCUUUGAUCUUGAGCUGUUUAAAAAGCAGCUACUUUUUCUCUACCUUUUUGCUGAGGGGGAUUUGAAGCUUUAACAAAGU